Molecule: messenger RNA, 4213 nt
Organism: Menidia menidia (Atlantic silverside)
Lineage: Eukaryota; Metazoa; Chordata; Actinopteri; Atheriniformes; Atherinopsidae
Source: the annotation of a GenBank genome assembly
GGAAUAAUGCCGACGUUGGCCUCUAAAAAUAGCCUAAGAUAAGAUAAAGAAUCCAACCUGUUCAGUAUACAUCUUAAUACGCAACGACAACCUCGCAACUCAAUGAAAGUUGAGUCAAUAUUGUCAUGACUUUUCAGUCGCUCACCGCGCAUUGGACAUAAGUACCCCGCGCGCGCGGCUCCACCCCUCUCUCAGUAGCACGAGGCACACACAGAGGCAUGUCCCUGCGUGUUCCUGCUGGAGGUCGAGCGACGCAGAGGCAGAGAGGCAGCGGGCUCCGGGCGGUCAGCGGCUCCCGUAGCGGCGGUGACGCGGAGCGGACUCCCACAUCGUGUUGUGGGCUUUCCUUUUUUUUUUAAAUUGGCCUCUCAUCGAUACACCUAUUGAGCUGAUGGAUCUGUGACGUCACCAACCGUCGGAUUCUCCUGCUCAAGGAUCUGUUACUCCAAACUUUUCGGUUUUAAUUUUUUUUAUUUAUUGAUCUGUCUGGGAGGCUCGGAGCGACCGGCGGAGCAGCCAUGGGUUUCUACGGCACCUUGAAGCUCAUCUUCUACAAAAUGAAAAGGAAGCUGGAUCACGGUCCAGACGGCCGGCCGUUCCCUUCGGGGAAGAAGCACUGCAAAGGCAGCGGGUACCUCAGUCCCUCCAGUCUGGCUCAGGCCACGCCCACCACAUUUGGGGACCUGCGGCUGGCCAAUGGGCAUUCGGCUCAGAGGCGACGCGUCACCUCCGGCCCGCCCCCGUCUGGCCUGCAGGACUGGCUCCACACCUUCCAGACGUGGAGCGGCCCAGAGAGGCUUUUGGCUCUGGACGAGCUGAUCGACAGGUGCGAGACCAGUCAGGUGAAGCACAUGAUGCAGGUCAUCGAGCCUCAGUUCCAGAGAGACUUCAUAUCACUGCUGCCCAAAGAGCUCGCCCUGUACGUGCUGACCUUCCUGGCUCCCAAAGACCUGCUGCAGGCUGCCCAGACCUGCAGGUACUGGAGGAUUUUGGCUGAGGACAACCUGCUCUGGAGGGAAAAGUGCCGUGAAGACGGUAUCGCAGAGUGUGUUUCACAUCGUCGUAGAGAGUGCGUGCGACCAGCGGUCAGCCCGUGGAAAUCUACCUACAUCAGACAGCAUCGCAUUGAGACCAACUGGAGGAAGGGGGACACACGGGAGCCCAUGGUGCUGAAAGGUCACGAUGAUCACGUCAUCACCUGCCUCCAGUUCAGCGGCGACCUGAUUGUGAGCGGCUCCGACGACAACACACUCAAAGUCUGGUCGGCGAUCACCGGCAAGUGUCUGCGCACGCUGACGGGUCACACCGGCGGCGUGUGGUGCAGUCAGAUGGCCGUCGCCACGGUGAUCAGCGGCUCCACCGACCGGACGCUGCGCGUGUGGGACGCUGAGAGCGGGGAGUGUGUGCACACGCUGUACGGGCACACGUCCACCGUGCGCUGCAUGCAUCUCCAUGGCAACCGGGUGGUGUCGGGCUCCCGAGACACGACGCUGCGCGUGUGGGACGUGUCGACGGGCCGCUGCGAGCACGUGCUGACGGGCCACGUGGCGGCCGUGCGCUGCGUGCAGUACAACGGGCGGCGGGUGGUGUCGGGCGGCUACGACUACAUGGUGAAGGUGUGGGACCCCGAGACGGAAGUGUGUCUGCACACGCUGCAGGGACACACCAACAGAGUGUACUCGCUGCAGUUUGACGGCGCGUUUGUGGUGAGCGGCUCAUUGGACACUUCAAUCAGAGUCUGGGACGCAGAGACAGGUGGGUGCGUUCACACGCUGACCGGUCACCAGUCACUGACCAGCGGCAUGGAGCUGCGUGACAAUGUCCUGGUGUCCGGGAACGCUGACUCCACGGUGCGAGUGUGGGACGUCAGAACAGGACAGUGUCUGCACACGCUGCAAGGACCCAACAAGCACCAGUCGGCGGUGACGUGCCUUCAGUUCUGCAGAGGCCUGGUUCUGUCCAGCUCGGACGACGGGACGGUCAAACUGUGGGACCUUCGGACCGGAGCCUGGCUGCGGGACGUGGUGGCACUGCAGAGCCGAGGAUCAGGAGGCGUGGUGUGGCGAAUCAGAGCGUCCGACACCCGGCUGGUGUGUGCCGCCGGCAGCCGGAACGGCACCGAGGAAACCAAGCUGCUCGUGCUGGACUUCGACCUGGAGGACAAGAAGGAGACAGACUGAGGAGGAUGUGACAUCAGUAAAGAAGCAGAGAUCAGGAAAGAGGAUCUGGAAAGAAAUGUUUUGUUUUUUAAAGAAAUGCUGCAGACACUCCUACUUUUUUUUUUUGUUUUAAACCAAAGUCCUGACUGGAUGCAGUCCCCCCGACUGUCGAAGAGACGUGUGAAUGUUGGGCAGACUUUUGGAUUCAUUCCAAACAAAAGUUUCCUUGCUUUGAAUGUAGCCUUAUGGGAGGGGAGGACAGACUAGGGCAUUCACUGUUUUUCUGCUGCUGAACCAAUGAGGAGGAAUCAACGCCGUCUGAACCCACCAAUCCAUAUCUACCAAAUCUUUACAGACGGAGAGCCGGGCACCUUUUCAAGGCGUCGGAGGCCAGCAGUUUUACUCAUCCUCAGCCAGUGUUGUCCUCUGCUUGUUUUAUGUUGUUGUGCACGCUGUGGAGAGCGGGUGGCCGGCCCCGCUGCCUCUGGCCGUCACAUUCGACGGGGGCGGUCAACACACUGCGGUCAGGCGCUGCUGCAAGAGUCUGUUUUGCAGUCAUUCAACGGGGAGAAAACCGGGCUCAGAAAAUCACAACCGGAGCCUCACAUUUGUAACAGUCGGAACAUUUGUAACCUUUGUCCCUCAAGCUUUACGGGAACUUUACUUAAUACCACAAGAGCAUUACCAAAAUAGUUUUUCAGCUGCUUUGUCCCCUUUAAAUCGCUCCCAGCCGGCCAUAACGCGAACCCUCCGUUGAUGUUUCACUGCCAAAAGUUGGAAGUAGAUAUCAAAAGACAAUUUUCCACACUUUCAGCUCCAAGUUUUUCAACUUGUAAAACAACCCAGAAACCGCAAUAUAGCUUCUGAACCACGUGGAUCGUUUCCUGUGUCGAAUCCCCUUUCAGUGCUCCAAAAGGGCCUGUGUGAAGUGACGCUCUGUGGCAUUUAGAAUUCUUUGAUCCAGAUUCAUCCCAGUCGCAACCAGUAAACCGGUGAGGUCAUUUCCAGACGCUGUUUGCUUACACAUUGCUGCUUUUACCCACGUUUAUCUGCUUCCCUCAACAUUUUCAGCCCAGCACGUGGCUCCAAAGUUGUUAUUGGUUAACCAGUUUGAGCUUCUCAUCUUGGUCACAAGCAAGUGUUGGGAUAUUUUCUAUACCUAUAGUGUGACUAUACAAACCCUCAAUCAGCUCGUUGGGUUGUAAAAUUCUGAAACUGUGACGGCCAACUAUUUGCUAUAUUUACUGAAAAUGUAAACCCAAAUUGUGCGGAACCCCUUCAAAAAGAGGGAUCUGAAGCGGAGCAGGGAGGAACAGGUAGCAAAUGUCCUUUUUAUCCUGUUGAAGCUUCAGAGUUUUGUGCCUUUUAAAAUGUAGAUUUAAAAAUGAUCUAUUGACCAACCUAACGAUCAAUUCAGAAGGCGGUUUCUUCAUGAUUUAAAAGAACUUUCUAUGCAGCUUUUCCAGUUAAAUUGGACUAAUUUCGACUAAGAAAUGUCUAUUUAUUAGAAAACCUUCCAUUUCAUCUGUGAAUUAACAAGUCUUGAAGAUUGUGGGCACGCAAAUGACGGCUGAAAGACUUUGAGGCCAUUUAAACAAAAAUCUCCUCAACCAAACAACACUACGUUAAAACAACAUUACACAUUCAACUCUUAUUAUUUAUGUGCUCUGAGUGGCCAUCCAGCUGUUUUGCGUGGAUCAUCUUGCCACAGUUGCCUCUGCUAAUGAAAUACAUACAAAAGAUAAAUAAUUUAAAAGAGUUCCUGGUUGCAGGCAUUAAUCCGAUAAGCUGUUGUUGCCAGGCAACACUUCCACCAGUAGGCAGAGAUUUGGGUGAUGUCUCCCCCAGCAACAAGUGGUAUUUCAGGCAGGAAACUUGACCGUUUGCAGGUGUGAGGCUCUGUGACAGUGUAACCAUGUAAAUAGUGUAAAUACAUAGAGGAUGUACAUACUAAACUUUUUUUUAUAAGAAAAAUCUGAAAAUAUUGUCUUGGUGGAAUGAAAAGAGAACUGGAUGGAUGACUAUGAAACAAUAAAGAUCAGUUUUAUAAAGAG